CGCGUUAACUCUUAUCGCGUCUGCAUGCUGUGGAUAUACAUAAAUACCCAUUUACCACGGCGUGUUGCUUGCUAAUGUAAACAAUAACAUGCUAGCUGAGGAGUUAUCAGUAUAAUGCACUUGACAGUUGUUGGGUGUCGCCUAGUUUGUUGUGCAACCACACCCUCUCUGCAGUGUUUUGUCAAGAUGCUGGUUUUGCUUCUGAAAGAGCCAAGAGAUGGAGACUCUGGGCCUGAUCCUUACAUCAAGGAGCUGGCAUCACAUGGCCUGAAAGCGACCCUUUUUCCUGUGCUAUCUUUUAAGUUUGUCUCAUUAAACGCCCUGUCAGAUAAGCUUUUCCAGCCAGAGAAAUACGGCGGCCUCAUAUUUACAAGUCCGAGAGCGGUGGAAGCUGUGAAGAUGUGCAUAGAGGAAAGAAAAGAAGAAUGGAGCAGAUCAGUGAGAGACAAAUGGAACACAAAGUCCGUGUAUGUGGUGGGGAAAGCAACCGCCGCUUUAGUGUGCGGUAUCGGUCUAAACCCCCUUGGCGAGGACACGGGGACUGCAGAGGUGCUGUCGCGGGUCAUUAUUGAACGGGAGGACACGAAUAUUCCUCCACUUUUCUUCCCAUGUGGCUCCAUCAAAAGAGAAGUCCUGCCAACGGCAUUAAGGGAAAAUGGGUUUCCUUUAGAGACGCUGACUGUCUAUCAAACAGCAGGGCAUCCACAUGUGGAGAAAAAUCUUUGCAAUUAUUUUGCAGAGCAGGACCUCCCGGCGACCAUAGCUUUCUUUAGCCCGUCAGGAGUCAAGUUCAGCCUGAAGACCGUGCGGAGGUUAGCUGGUGAGCGGCUUGCACAAAUAAAGUUUGCCGCCAUCGGGCCCACGACGCGGGACGCCAUGUUGGCGGAGGGUCUGAGCGUCAGCUGCACUGCGGAGAAGCCAACACCGGAGCACUUGGCGGCGGCUAUGAGCAAAGCGCUAAAAUAACCAUCCAACCAAUCACAAUGGAAAUAAUAUUUGUUGUUUUUAAAUUGUAUUUAUUUGCCCUGCGUCCAAGUGUACAUAUGCUAUUUAUUGUUAUGCUUUUGUGUGGUCUUGUCCAAAGUGCGGCCUAGAGGGCCAUUUGCGGCCCGCGGCUAUUUUUUUAACGGCCCGCGGCACAUUCUAGAAAUACUAUUUAAAAAAAUAAAAAAAUAAAAAAUUGAAUAAAAGAGCAAAUAUUAUAAAUGUAAUGUGAAACGUUGCAAUGUUCAUUCUGAAAACACAAAUAUGCAAAAAAUAAAAAUAUAAUA
Entelurus aequoreus (snake pipefish) is the source of this 1271-nucleotide messenger RNA. RefSeq names its product uroporphyrinogen III synthase (gene uros). Bases 115 to 966 code for a protein of 283 amino acids. The transcript has 10 exons. The record is from RefSeq and is a predicted model, not a curated record. Gene Ontology annotation, biological process: uroporphyrinogen III biosynthetic process. Gene Ontology annotation, molecular function: uroporphyrinogen-III synthase activity. NCBI's taxonomy places the organism in Eukaryota, Metazoa, Chordata, Actinopteri, Syngnathiformes, Syngnathidae.